AUGUCAGCUGCGCUGUUUUCUUGGGGCUGUCUUAGUUGAUGAACCCAAGGGCAAGGCCUAAUUCCGUGCCCAUUUGAAACUCCGAGGGUUUUUAUCUAAAAUCCUCUUCAUAGGUACUUAAUUUGACUAUGUGAGAUCCUGUUUGAAUCCAUCCGGUUUAUUUUAUAGAGCAACUGAUCGAGAUUUAGAAGGCUCUCAGGUAAUGGAAGGAAACAAAAUCUCCAUUUAUAGUUUUAUUCGAUAAUCGUGCAACAUUGCUGCCCAUUAUAAAUUAUUUCUGAAAAAAAAUCAGAUGGCCUGUCAUUGGUUUUUGGUCACUUUUUGAUACGCAAUUGUCAGUGUAUUUUUGAAUCCCAGAAUAUGACAAAAUAUCACCGAGCGGUCAACUUCUGAUAUGUCGCAAGAUCUCUCCUUUCUUUCUUUCUUGGGUCGAACUAGAAGAUGAACGCUUGAAAAAGUCUACUGCCCGAUGAGCUCAACUUAGGGUUGGGGCUGUUCCAGUUGAAGGUCCUUUUAACUUUUUUCUUUUUAUCUGAUGGGUCCUCUGACUGAAGCCUGGAAGGCAAGGUGGCGCUGAUCACGGGUGGCUCAUCCGGCAUCGGCGAGAGGAUCACCAGGCUAUUCUGGAGCCACGGGGCGAAGGUCUGCGUCCUCGACAUCCAGGACGACCGCGGCCAGCGGGUCUGCCAGUCCCUCGGAGGCGGUGCCUCCGCCUGUUUCCUCCACGGCGACGUCACAAAGGAGGAUGACGUGGCCCGCGCUGUCGACCUCGCCGUUGAGAGGUACGGCAAGCUCGACAUCAUGGUGAACAACGCCGGCAUCUCCGGCAAUGCGCUGGUGCGGGACAUCCGCGACGUGAACCUCGCCGAGUUCAAGCGCGUGGUCGACGUCAACCUCUUCGGCGUCUUCCUCGGCACCAAACACGCCGCCCGCGCGAUGAUCCCGCAGGCGGCUGGCUCCAUCAUCUCCCUCGGCAGCGUCACCAGCGCCAUCGGCGGCCUCGGCCCCCACGCGUACACGGCCUCGAAGCACGCCGUUGUGGGGAUGACCAGGAGCGCUGCGGCGGAGCUCGGCAAGCACGGCAUCCGCGUGAACUGCGUCUCCCCCUACGCUGUGGCCACGGAACUCGCGGUGCCGCAUUUGCCCGGGGAGGAGAAGGACGGCAACGACGAUGCGACGAGGGCGUUCAACGACUUCGUGGGAAGCCUGGCGAACCUCCAAGGGGUCACGAUGACGACCGGCGACGUGGCGGCGGCGGUGCUCUUCCUGGCCGGCGACGACGCGCGGUACGUCAGCGGUCUCAACCUCGUCGUUGACGGCGGAUUCACGUGCGUGAACCACUCCAUGAGGGUGUUCAGGUGA
This is a messenger RNA of Spirodela intermedia, 1362 nucleotides long. Lineage: Eukaryota; Viridiplantae; Streptophyta; Magnoliopsida; Alismatales; Araceae. The record is from the annotation of a GenBank genome assembly.